UUGAAACACACUGGACUUUAAGGAAGUGUUUUGUGAAAGCUCAUUCAGAAAAAUGUGACAAUCCAUCUCUUCCAAGGAUACAAAGAGCAAGAUUUUACCAUGGAAGGGACUUCUAAAAGUGGUGCCUCUGGUCAACCAUCUGUUGCUGCUCAAGUCCCUUUCCUUCACCUUUGCACCACAUUAGAGAAAAUCCAAAAGGCCAAAACUCGUCCAGAAAAAUCCAGAAUCCUUGGGGAUUUCAUUGAGUCAUGGAGGAAGUUUCAUUCUGCCCUCCACAAAGACACCCCCAAAACAACAGACUCCUUCUACCCAGCCAUGCGUCUCAUUGUUCCCUCUUUUGAACGAGAGCGGAUGGCAUAUGGCAUCAAAGAAAACAUGUUAGCCAAACUGUACAUAGACGUAUUAGGCCUUCCAAAGAAUGGCCCAGAGGCUAAUAAACUGCUGAACUACAGAGCUCCAACCACAUCACAAGGAGAAGCUGGAGACUUUGCCGGCAUGGCAUACUUUGUUUUGAAGAAACGUUGCAGUGGCCAAGGAAACCUUAGCAUCAAAGAGGUCAAUGACUUCCUGGACUCUGUCGCCAUAAACAAUGCUAGCAAGCAGAAGGAUCUUGUAAGGAAGAGUCUGUUGCACCUCAUCACCCAGAGCUCAGCUCUUGAGCAAAAAUGGCUCAUCAGGAUGAUUCUGAAGGACAUGAAGCUAGGGAUCAGCAAAGAAAUUGUUCUUCAAGUGUUCCACCCGGAUGCAGCUGAGCUCUACAAUGUUAGCACAGACUUAAAUAAGGUUUGCCAACAACUCCACAACCCCUCUGUGUCAUUGAGUGAAGUCUCUAUUGGACUUUUCUCUGCUUUCAAGCCUAUGUUGGCAGCUGUGGCCAACAUCCGUAAUAUUGAGAAACAGAUGGGUAAUAGCCCUUUUUACAUUGAAACCAAACUCGAUGGAGAACGCAUACAACUGCACAAAGAUGGGGAUGUGUACAAGUACUUUAGCCGAAAUGCCUUUGAAUACACACAGCAGUUUGGAGGGUCACCACUGGAGGGCUCGCUGACACCUUACAUCCACAAUGUUUUCAAAAGCCAUGUUGUGAAUUGUAUACUUGACGGUGAGAUGAUGGCAUACAACCCGACCACAGAGAACUUCAUGCAGAAAGGGAGCAAAUUUGACAUCAAGAGGCUGAUGGAUGACUCUGAGUUACAGACAUGUUUCUGUGUGUUUGAUGUGUUGUUAGUCAACGAUCAGAAGCUUGGAAAGGAAACCCUGAAAAAGCGCUAUGAGACUUUGCAGACUGUUUUCACCCCAGUCAAGGGAAGGAUGCAUUUGGUACCAAAAACUGAAGUCCGAAGCACACAGGAGGUGGUGAAUGCCCUCAAUGAAGCCAUAGACGGCAGAGAAGAAGGAAUCAUGGUGAAGGAUCCUUCGUCUAUCUACAAACCCGACAAACGUGGGGAGGGAUGGCUGAAAAUCAAGCCAGAGUAUGUAGAUGGCUUGAUGGAUGAGCUCGACUUGCUGAUUGUUGGCGGAUACUGGGGUAAAGGCAGACGUGGUGGUAUGAUGUCCCAUUUCUUAUGCGCUGUUGCUGAAGCUCCCAAACCUGAUGAGAAACCUUCAGUUUUUCACACUAUCUGUCGAAUUGGCUCAGGCUACACCAUGAAAGAGUUAUAUGACCUGGGGUUAAAGCUAGCAAAGCACUGGAAAGUCUACAGGAAGAACGACCCACCAGCGUCCAUCCUGUGUGGCACAGAGAAACCAGAAGUCUACAUUGAACCCUGCAACUCGGUCAUCCUCCAGGUCAAGGCGGCUGAAAUUGUGGGGAGUGACAUGUACAAAACAAACUGCACCCUACGCUUCCCCAGGAUUGAGAAGAUUCGCGAAGACAAGGAGUGGCACCAGUGCAUGACUCUGGCUGAGCUGGACCAGUUUCGCAGCAAAGCAUCUGGGAAACUGGCCUCGCGACACGUGCGUAUUGAUAAUGAUGAACCAGAGAAGAAGAAGCGCAAACAGGCGGUCAAACCGAAGAAGGUGGUUGGGGUUAUCGAUCACUUCAAGCCUCAGGACCUGUCUGGGGUUACCAAGGAGACAGACAUGUUUGAAGAUGUGGAAUUCUGCAUCCUGAACGGCACUGAGGAUCAUCCCAAGGCGGAGCUGGAGAAGGGCGUGGCCAGAUGCGGAGGUAUUGUCGUUCAAAACCCCGGCCGAGACACCUACUGUGUCAUUGCUGGUGUGGAGAACAUGCGUGUGAAGAACCUGAUUUCCUCCAACCAACAUGAUGUGGUUUGGGCAGCCUGGCUGCUGGAGUGCCUUGACCAAAAAGAAGUGGUCCCAUGGCAACCGCGCCACAUGAUUCACAUGUCUCCCUCCACCAGAGAGCACUUUGCCAAGGAGUACGACAGCUAUGGCGACAGCUACUUCGUGGACACAGACGAGCAGCAGCUGCAGGAGGUGUUCGGCCGGAUCGACUGCGCAAACGCUUCGACUGCUGUGAACGUGGGUCGGGUGGAGGAGCGUUACGGCUGGGAGGACCUUCCAACCAGCAUGUUCCGGCCUUACAGGGUUUACCUGGACCGCUACGCUGACAUUGGAGAUCCCACAAGUGCCAUACCUGCUAGCUGCCUGGAUAUCAGGGCACUGGAGUUUCGCUACCAUGGAGGAACUGUGGAGCAGAAACUAGAGGAAGGAGUCUCACAUGUCGUCAUCACAGAGGAAACAAGACUUCUGGAAUUACGCACUCUGAGGCGGUGUUUCAGGAAAAAGUUUAAGAUUGUAACAGAUUCAUGGGUAAUUGAUUCAAUUAAAGCAGGGUAUGUGAUGAAUGACAGCGAGUACUUGGUAUAAAGGUGAAGAUAUCCUGGAUGAAAUUGGCAGAGGAGGAAAAGCCUCAUUGUACAUGUUGUAGCAUUAAAUUUUAAUUCCCCAUUGAAUUAGCUAUUAAUUAUUAAUAAGACAUUUAAAAGCAGCUGAUAUCAGCACUGAAGGGGCGACAAGAGGUGUCAUUUAAAUGCUGUUUUAGAGGGAUGUCAGAGAUCAGCCAUUCGAUUCAACUUCUGGAAUCACACACGCUGUGGGACUGCUUUAGGUGAGAGAUGCUGAUUGAUUCAGUGAAAGCAGGGAAUGGUAUGAGUUGUAGUUGAAAAGCAAAAGGCAAAGUUCUACUGGAGACAUAGGAUUAAAGUUUUACAAGAGGAACAAAUUUCUCAGCAUUUUAUUAAUCCUAAUGUUAAAAUCUAGUUGUGAACUAUUAAUAGCACAUUUUUAACAAUGCCAAAAUCAGCACUGAUGGGGGGAUGUAUUUAAAGCUACUGCAGGGAUGUCUACUGUAUCAGGUAUUACCGCUCAACUUUAUGAGUGUUCUGUCCUGAGUAAUUGCUGUUUUAAAUGAGGCCUCAGAAAAUAACCAAAAAGCACUGACUAUUUUUUUAACUGUUGAAUCACAUUUUGUGUUAUUUUUAGAGAAGAUGAUGCAUUUCACAUUUAAUCUAAAAUGACAUUUGUAAUUGUAACACACAUGUCUUUGAAUCUCAGAAAACAGCAGUAGUGUAAAACUGGAAUGACAGUACAGAGUUUUUAAACACACUGUCCAUUUUUGCAGGUCAUUGUUUCAGUGUUUUUAAAAUGCCAAUUCUAAUAAAGAUAUGGACGUGGAUAAAA
Sphaeramia orbicularis (orbiculate cardinalfish) is the source of this 3645-nucleotide messenger RNA. It is a transcript of the gene lig4, whose product is annotated as ligase IV, DNA, ATP-dependent. The record is from RefSeq and is a predicted model, not a curated record. Gene Ontology annotation, molecular function: DNA binding; ATP binding; DNA ligase (ATP) activity. The coding region runs from base 100 to 2832 and encodes 910 amino acids. NCBI's taxonomy places the organism in Eukaryota, Metazoa, Chordata, Actinopteri, Kurtiformes, Apogonidae. The transcript is spliced from 3 exons. Gene Ontology annotation, biological process: nucleotide-excision repair, DNA gap filling; immunoglobulin V(D)J recombination; double-strand break repair via nonhomologous end joining. Gene Ontology annotation, cellular component: DNA-dependent protein kinase-DNA ligase 4 complex; DNA ligase IV complex.